AUGACAUCGUUUCUGAAAACUAUUAAUGGACUUCAAUUAUUUAAUAAAUUCUUGAAACCAAGUAUCAGUACAAUUAUCUCAAAGCGAGAUGGAGGUGUUGGUACACCUAAAUACCGUCAUCCAGAAUGGCUCCCAAAAGUCACACAUGUUAAACAUGAUGAACAUCUAACACAAGAUAAUAAAGAGUUUAUUGAAGAAAUAGUCCAAGACAAUUAUGACUCACCUAUUGAAUUUGGAACACAAAUUUCUCCAUUAAAAAUAGAUCCAAUUGAACCAAUCACAAAAUGGAGGAAAGGUCUAAGACGUACUGGCUUAAUUGCUAAGAAAAUUGGAGUUUAUCCAUUAUGGUUGAAAGAUGGAAAAAAAGUUAGCUCGACAUUACUUCAGAUUGUUGAUAAUGAAGUUGUGAAAUAUAUGCCACCAGAGAAAUUUCAUCCAGUUAGAAGCUGUAAACCUCCAUUACAAAUAAAAAGGAGACUAGGAUGUCUUGUAGUAGGAGCAGAAAAUAUAGAUCCACAAUGGGUUACUAAAGAAUAUUAUGGUAUGUUUAAAGACACUGGAGUUAUACCAAAGCGUGUAUUAAGAAGAUUUAUAAUAUCUCCUGAAGCAGCAUUACAGCCGGGAACUCCUUUGAUCGCUGCGCAUUUUAAACCAGGAGAAAUCGUCGAUAUCCGUGCAAAAACGAUAGAUCGUGGUUUCCAAGGUGUCAUGAAACGAUGGGGCUUUAAGGGGAUGCCUGCCAGUCAUGGUGUAACCAAAACGCACAGAAGACCUGGAAAUAUUGGGUCAGGCGGCCGUAAAGCCCGAGUUAUGCCUGGCACUAAAAUGCCUGGACAUAUGGGUAAUAAAUGGCGUGUUCAUAGAGGUCAACAGAUUCUACGAAUAAAUACAAAAUAUAACAUAAUUUGGAUCAAAGGACAAAAUAUACCUGGAGAAAUCAAUAGUUAUUGUCAUAUUUAUGAUACAAUACUUCCUUUGAGACGACAUAAAACAGCACCACAUUUUCCUACAUACUUGCCAAGUAUUACCAAAGAACCGCUUCCGGAAGAACUAUACGCUGACGAAGUACAUCAGUUUUCAGAUCCCACAAUAGAAUUUAAAGAAGAAUCUUAAUUAUAUGUCUACAAUAUUAAAUAAAAAAUAUAA
Messenger RNA from Camponotus floridanus (Florida carpenter ant), 1146 nucleotides. It is a transcript of the gene mRpL3, whose product is annotated as 39S ribosomal protein L3, mitochondrial. Gene Ontology annotation, molecular function: structural constituent of ribosome. The record is from RefSeq and is a predicted model, not a curated record. Lineage: Eukaryota; Metazoa; Arthropoda; Insecta; Hymenoptera; Formicidae. Gene Ontology annotation, cellular component: mitochondrial large ribosomal subunit; ribosome. Bases 1 to 1113 code for a protein of 370 amino acids. The transcript has 7 exons. Gene Ontology annotation, biological process: translation.